GUACACACCACACUAGAGAUCUCGCGAGACUGGGACGUGGGCAGCAGAUUCGGGAGAGGUAAAGCGGCUGGAGAGCGGUGUGUGCCCGGGGCUGGAGGAGAACGUCUGUGGGUUUAAGAUUUGAAGAAGGGUCAUACCCACCUACCUGCACUGAUCAUGACUGAUAAACAGAACAACUUCCCCCCUCUACCUCGUUUCAUACCUCUGAAGCCAUGUUUCUACCAGGAUUUUGAAACGGAUAUUCCCGACCAACAUCGGACCAUGGCUAAACGUAUUUACUAUCUAUGGAUGUUGAACAGCAUCACGCUGGCGGUGAAUCUGAUUGGCUGCCUGGCGUGGCUGAUUGGAGGAGGCGGAGCCACUAAUUUCGGCCUGGCAUUUCUAUGGCUCAUCCUUUUCACUCCCUGCUCCUAUGUGUGCUGGUUCAGACCUAUUUACAAAGCGUUCAAGACGGACAGCUCCUUUAACUUUAUGGCUUUCUUCUUUACCUUCUUGGCCCAGUUGGUUAUUAGCAUAAUACAAGCCGUUGGUAUUCCUGGUUGGGGAGUCUGCGGAUGGAUUGCAGCAAUUUCCUUCUUUGGAACGAAUGUGGGGUCUGCAGUGGUGAUGCUGAUUCCUACCAUUAUGUUCACAGCUAUGGCCGUCUUGUCCUUUAUAGCACUGACUAAGGUACAUAAAUUUUACCGUGGUGCAGGAGGAAGCAUGAGUAAGGCACAGGAGGAAUGGACCUCAGGUGCUUGGAAAAACCCCCAUGUCCAGCAGGCAGCUCAGAAUGCAGCUCUUGGGGCAGCACAAGGUGCCGUGACACAGCAAGAACCUCAGUACUCGGCCACACCAAACUAUGGCUACUCCAAUCAAAUGUAAGAGUUUCUCGGGACUUCAAGAAUUACAUUCCCUGGGGUUGGAAAACUCCUCAUUUCCGCUGUUCUCUAGUAGUUAAAUUGUCUCUUCAACUCUCUUCCCAUUCCCUUUGAUAUGGUGCAUAAUUGAUAGUGGUGUGUGUAUAUGGUAUCCCAGAGAGUAUCCAUCCCUGGUUAACGGGGGACAAAUGUUUGUGAGUCCAAUUUAUAUACAUACAACUCUACAGCCUGGUGCUUGAACCGGUUGCUGGAUAUUGUUACAGUAAGUAAAAAGCAUUCAAGGGGAAAACCAGAUUGUAUAGUUAGUAUAAAUAGUUACAUAUAUAUAUGGUUAAAGAAAAUGAAUGGAUUUGCCAUUUAGGUGAUGGUUUCUGAAUCGGCCCAGCUGGCCUUGAACGGAUCAUGUGACUCUAAAGCCUGCGAGGCAAGAAAAGGGAGACACAGUAAGCAAUACAUGGAUGACGUACUUACCUCCUAUGUUUGCUACCUGUUAUCUUGCAUCCAUCUUCCAAAGGCUUGGCUUUGUAACAAAAUACCACCCCAUUGAAAGGCCAAAGCCUUUAUUUUAUCGUAUUGAUACCUCGUUCACUCCAGGUCUGCAACCAUUAUUGUUCGUAUUUUGGACAGACUAGGUCUGCACAGUUUUAUUCACUAAUGUAUGUUCAGGAACGCCAGAAUUUCUUGAAACCUGUUUUUUUUUUU
This is a messenger RNA of Rana temporaria (common frog), 1562 nucleotides long. It is a transcript of the gene SCAMP5, whose product is annotated as secretory carrier membrane protein 5. Lineage: Eukaryota; Metazoa; Chordata; Amphibia; Anura; Ranidae. Gene Ontology annotation, cellular component: recycling endosome membrane; trans-Golgi network membrane. The coding region runs from base 157 to 864 and encodes 235 amino acids. Gene Ontology annotation, biological process: protein transport. The record is from RefSeq and is a predicted model, not a curated record. The transcript has 7 exons.